This is a messenger RNA of Pseudogymnoascus verrucosus, 3442 nucleotides long. RefSeq lists its product as uncharacterized. The transcript is spliced from 4 exons. The record is from RefSeq and is a predicted model, not a curated record. NCBI's taxonomy places the organism in Eukaryota, Fungi, Ascomycota, Leotiomycetes, Thelebolales, Thelebolaceae. Bases 655 to 2802 code for a protein of 715 amino acids.
UCCCUCCUCCACCUCCACCCCUACACACAAUCAUAUACCAUGUUCAAAAUGCACUCUCAAGGUGGUUAUACUUAGCCCUGAUUAUAUUAUAUCCCUACGCACGCCGUUCUUUGGGGGUCAAACUUGAGUACUGUACUCGUCAAACUUCCCUUACUAUUGCUCUUAUUACUCUUAUUCCUCCCCCCCCCCCGUUUGCCUCAUUGUCUGCCUCAUAUACCACCUAAAACUACCUAUUCCAGUACUAUACGACUAUACGGCCCUUUUACUCCAUCUCCACACUCCUACAAAUCCCCUAUUCUACCCCCGUCUCAAACUAUCUCAGUGCCACUGUGGAAACCCUGAGACAUUUGGGGCGAGGUUCCGAUUUCUGAUACCUAUUGUCACCCUAUCGCCGAAGUACCGAACCCCUACGACAUCAGGCUAACUCGUCGCCCCAUAGACGGGACUAUUCACUUCAUUUCGCAUCGCCUUACUUAUUCCUUGCCUCUUUUUUUACGUUUAUGCCUUCUGGAUAUAUAUACAAUUCAUGGUUCGUGCUCUCUCGGUCAGUCCGUGAAUUGUCGCCACUCUGGAAUAGGAGACGCGCCAGCCUCCUCCGCCGCCUCCACAUGCUGCACAGUUCAGCUCGUGGCAAAGAAAAGACGUACGAUCAUCAUGGACAUCCCUCGCUAUGCGUCGGCGCAUCGCUCGGCAUUUGCGCUGCCCGAAAUAUACAUACAGACCUCGAAUCCGUCCGAGAGGAAGGCCAUGACAAUUCGAUCAAGCCCUAACACCCUGGGAUCCUCUCCACCCUCCUCUGCCAGCCCUAUGUCGAUACCGAAUGCGCGGGACGACGACUCGCCGCCGCCACCAUUACCGCCACCGCGGUACGUCAAUCAUGAGCGAGAAGGAGGGAGUGGGGCGAGGACAGUUGACCCGGGUUGGGAAUGGAGCAAUUCAAGAGAAGAGCAUGGUUGGGGGAAACCAUCUUCUGUAAAAUCGGGUUCGAGUUUAUACGGAAGCUUUGCGGGCUAUGGGAACGGCAUCAUGGACGCUGUUGAAUAUCGCCGUGGGAGCUCUGCCUCUACCAUAAAAUCCAUAUCUGGAGUCGACUCAUACAAUAGCUCGUGCCCGAAGGUGGACGAGGGCUAUGCAAGCCUUUCUACGUGCGGAAGCAUAGGCUCUACCAAUUCGAGGCAUGAAGAUUCGAUACCUGGGAGACCUGGCUUCCAAAGUUCAGUACACGAGAAAUACCGGAGCAAUACACAGACAUAUGACAAAUCCGUACUACAGAAGCUCAACUCGAGAAGGGGAGGCGAUAUUUCAACAUCCCCCCGAAGUUACGGAAGGGCACCUUUCAGCAAAUCUUUCAACGAUAGCGUGCCAUCGUCGCCGUUGGGCCAGAAGCAUGGGCUGUCCCACCAGAAGCCUUUAUCUCUGCCAGCAAUGAACUCGAAACUCAGUCCCUUGGAAAGUCCAAUUUCUAGGUGGGCGAGUGGAGGUUCAGCACCCAAUGCACCACUUGGUAUGCGUAAUGGGGGUCAAUAUGGAUAUAGGUCACCAAGCGAGCGGGACGAUAUGGAGCAAUCUCCACGGCCAUAUAGCAGACAAACGACCCACGAUUUUGACGACGCUUCCAGUACGGUUAGCUAUUCAUAUCAAGGCAGCCACUACACGGAUAAUGAGUCCGACUUCCCCAUGGAGGAGACCGGUUUCCAACGCCUUCAUAUCGACGACGGGAUGAGGCGAUCGGAUGGGCAACCACUGAGCGCUGCUGCUGGACAGAAGCGGAGGGCGUCCUCGCCUCCCCUUGACGACGGACCACCAUUACUUCAUACGGCUACAAGCUUGAGUGAUUUGUAUAGGAGGAGGGAGCAAGCCUCCCGUGCCUCGCCAGCUCCGCGGAAUCAUUCCAACCACGGAUCUAUUUCUUCGUCUACCUCUGGGCCUCGAAGCGCAUCUUUAAAUUCUGUUCCCUCGCUAGCUGCUAGCAGCAUGAGCACUGUUGAUUCUUACGGCCGACUGUCUCCAGGGGGUCGUUCUCCUGGCGCUAUUUCUCCUCGUGGAUAUUCUACUGAUACCUAUUACCCUGGCGCUGUUUCUCCCCGCACGAUGGACGGCCAUGAUUCGCCCUUCUCUAUGUCGCUGGCUGCUACUAGCGCGACUCUCGAGCACCCAAGACUCCCCCACAGGGCUAUCCCUGAUUCGAGGCCUAUUGUCUCUGCGCAUAAGACUCUGGAUACCAUCAACCAGCCAAAAAAUGGCAUCCUGAAGGUCCAAAGCGGAUAUGUGUGCGACUGCUGUCCCAAGAAGCCCAAAAAGUUCGACACGGAGGAAGCACUAGCCGCCCACGAGUCCGAGAAGCAGUACGAAUGCGCAUACUGCAAGAACCGCUUCAAGAACAAAAAUGAAGCCGAGCGCCACCAAAACUCCCUUCACCUCCGCCGCCACUCCUGGUCCUGCGCCGCGCUCACGGGCUACGUAGACGCUUUCCAUACCUCUCCCACCGCGCCCAACGACGCCGACACCUGCGGCUACUGCGGCGACGAGUUCGCGCGCAGCGGGACGGGGAUCCUGGGGAAUGGACAGGAGGGCAAGGUGCCGACGGAGCGGGAUUGGGAGGCCAGGAUCCAGCAUCUGGUUGAUUUGCAUAAAUUCCGCGAAUGCAAUCAUACGAAGAAGUUCUUUCGCGCGGAUCACUUUAGGCAGCAUCUUAAGCAUAGCCAUGCGGGGACGAGCGGAAAGUGGACGAAUAUGCUGGAGAAUGCGUGUAUGAAGGAUGAGCCGCUGCCGGUGGCGAGGAUCAAUGAGGAGGAUGAAUAACAGAAACAAUGGUAGAUGAGACAGACGGACACGGACCAGACCAAAAAGAUCGGACCGAAAUUUAUAGGGGAAGACAAUUUUUCACAGGGUGAGAAUGCUAGGGGCAAUGGUUUUGCGGCAUACAGAACAGGGAGAUUCAUUCAUAUUUGGAGUUAUUUUAUGAUGUCUUUUGGUUAGCAUCUCAUCUACGAAGCACAGCAGCUUCUUAACGAACGAACGAACGAACGAAUAUUGCAUAUACUGGAGCAUGUUAUAUGGGAAACCUUGCUUGUUUUGAGCAGGGAAGGGGGGGGGGCUAUUUGGAUUAAAAGAGCGCGCGGUUUUGCGCUGGGAGUCAGUCGAAGGGUGAUUAAUCCAGGGGAGGGUUAUGAGAAGGUUAUACACUUUGGAGGGUGAUAUAGGCAGUGACGCACGUGGUGCUGGGAAAGAAGCACUGGGCAUGAGGGAUGAGAAGGGCAUGGCUGCCAAGGGGGUUGGUCAGCGAAGGAUGAAUAUAUGGAUGGAUAGAUAAUGAGAGGGGGGAUCGAGAAACCUCCUCCCUCAAUCAUGCCAUUUUACACUGCCCAUUUACAGCACCAUGUUUCAAGAGGCUGCCUCCCAUGUGACCAUUGAACAAAAUGAGACCCCCAUAUGACCGGAA